UCGGUAGACUCUCCUGGAUUGGCCCUCGGGUUUAACUUCUAAUUAAGUUAGCUCGCCGUAGGGCGCCCGUUAAUCGCGCGGAUCUGUUACGAUGUUUCAGGUGGACCAUUAAAGUAAACUGGCGACGUAAUAGGUGUUUACUACUUGGCCGGACUUCUUUACUACGGUAGAUGCUACUGUAAGGACUUGGCACGAAACAGGACAACCCCAAAAUGCAGCAGCAACCAGUAAUGGGAGAGGGAACGGCCUACGAGCUACCCGCCUACAAUUAUGAAGAGACAUUCCCAGUUCUUCCUGGGUUCGGAAAUCAAAUAUCCAGCAGUCCCAACCCAUUUGCCAGCAUAAAUAACAACAUGCGUAUCGAGCGUUCUGUGGUUACACAGGUUUUCCAUGUACCUGUUGAAGAACGAAAAUUUGAUCACAGUGAUAAAUUCGGAGAAGGAGAAUCCAUGCGUACCUGUCAAGCAAUAACGAAGGACACAGGUGCCCUAAUUGAGAUUUCAGCAUCAAAAGAUCAAUCCUUGACUUUCUUAGUCGCGGGCAAGCCGAAUGAUGUGCUCGAGGCCAAACGACGAAUUUUGCAAACGUUUCAAACCCAGGCAAGUAAACAGAUUAGCAUUCCCAAAGAGCAUCAUGGUAGUAUUCUUGGGAAGCAGGGGUUGAAGGUCAAAGAACUUGAGAAGAAUACGGGCACGAAGAUUAAUAUUCCCUCUCUGCAAGAUCAGUCGGAUUUGAUAACGAUCGUAGGUUCUAAGGAAGGUAUCGAAAGAGCUGAACAUGAAAUCCGAGUUAUCUCCGAUGAAAAGUCGAGGAAGGCCUUUGAAAAGAUAUCAGUACCAAAAAUUUACCAUCCAUUCAUUCAUGGUCCGUAUAAUGAGACUCUUAAUGCUCUGAUGAGCGAGACUGGAGUUCGAAUUAAUAUUCCUCCUACAUCGUGGCCACAGGAUGAGAUUACUAUAGUUGGUGAAAAGGAAGGUGUCCUAGCAGCGAAGCAGAAGAUCGAGAACAUUUAUAAAGAUAUGGAAAGCACGUGUAUUCCCGUGUCAAUAGAAGCAACUAAAUCCAAGCAUAAAUACAUAUAUGGACAUCGCGGUAGUAACGUUGCUGAAAUACUUCAACUUACUGGGGUGAGCGUAGAGCUUCCAGCAGCAGAUUCUACAGCAGAUACCAUAACUCUUCGUGGGCCUCAAUCAAGUUUAGGCCUGGCAUUGGAGAAGGUCUACGAGAAAAUAAAUAGUGUUUGCAUCGCGGUCGUGGACGCUCCGAGUUGGAUCCACAAGUACAUCAUAGGUCCAAAAGGAGCGGGCAUCAAUAAAAUCACCCAGGAUCUCAGUAAGGUGAUCGUAGAAUUCGAUGCCCAGGAAGGGAAAAUUAAAAUCGAGGGUCCUCCUGAUGAAGUCAGCAAGGCUAAGGUAGCUAUAGAAAUUAUGGCCAAGGAUUUUAUCUCCAAACUGACCUUCGACGAGCUGAACGUUGAUCGCAAAUACUUUAAACACAUUAUUGGCAAGAAUGGAGCCAAGGUGAAUCGCAUAAAGGAAGAGACUGGUGUAAAAAUUAGCAUAUCCGAGGAGGAUAACGAUAACAUUAUUCGUAUCGAAGGCACCGAGCAGGGUGUUUCUCAAGCCAAGCAAGAAUUAACGAAAUUGGUCGAGAAGCUAAUGACCGAUAAGGAAUUGGAAGUCAUCAUAGAUCAUCGCCAUUUCCGCAGCAUUAUCGGAAACAGGGGAGAGAAUAUCAAAGAAAUCCGAGACAAGUUUAGUCAAGUACAAAUCAAUAUCCCAAGUCCAGCCGAGAAGCGAGACGUCGUGACGAUUAGGGGGCCCCCAGAAGACGUCGAUAAGUGUCACGAAUAUCUUAUGAAAUUGGUCGAGGAAUUGAAGGAGCAUAGUUACAAGUUGGAAGUUUCGAUCUUCAAGCAAUUCCACAAAUUCGUUAUCGGGAAAGGCGGUGCUAAUAUUCGUAAGAUUCGAGAGGAAACGCAAACGAAGAUCGAAUUGCCAGCCGAAGGAGAGAAAAGCGACGUCAUCACUAUCAUCGGAAAGAAAGAAAAUGUUGAAGAAGCUAAGGAAAGAAUCCAAAGUAUCCAAGAAGAAUUGGCCAACGUCGUUAUAGACGAGAUAGUGAUUCCACCGAAGUUUUAUAAUUCUCUCAUUGGCACCGGCGGUAAACUGAUAGACUCUAUCAAAGAUGAUUGCGGUGGUGUCACCAUAAAGUUCCCUCCUGCCAAAAGUCAGAGUGACAAGGUGAUCAUUAGAGGUGUAAAAGGACACGUUGAGAAAGCAAAGCAGCAACUUUUGGAGCUGACCAACGAAUUCCAACUAUCUAGUUACUCAGCGGAAGUUCGUGCCAAGACUGAUCAUCACAAAUUCCUUAUCGGAAAAAGCGGUGCCAAUAUUAAUAAGAUAAGAGAAGCUACCGGGGUUCGUAUCAUAUUCCCCUCGGAGAAGGACGAGGACAAAGAGGUCAUCACCAUUAUCGGGAAGAAGGAGGCCGUUGAAAAGGCUAAAGCGGAACUUACGGCCACUAUCAGUGAAAUUGAUAACGAAAGUGAAAUCAGCAUCGAUCCAAAGUAUCACAGACACUUCGUGGCACGUAGAGGUGGAGUUUUACACCAAAUUAGUGACGAAUGCGGAGGUGUCCAGAUUUCAUUCCCCCGAGCUGGAGAAGACAGCGAUCAAAUCAUUAUAAGGGGAGCUAAAGAGUGUAUAGAAGCUGCUAAACAGCGCAUGCUCGAAAUUGUUCAAGAACUUGAGUCUAGAGUGACCAUAGAGUGCGUAAUACCGCAGAAACAUCAUCGCGCGGUAAUGGGUGCAAAAGGACGGAAAGUGCAAUUAAUCACGUCUGAAUACGACGUGCAAAUUAAGUUCCCUGAUCGUGAUAUGUAUGACGAUCAACGACCCGCGGAGCAAGUUAAUGGAGAAGGAGGAGAGGCGCCGGACGCCGUAUCUCCCUGCGAUGUGAUUCGCAUCACGGGUAAACCUGAAAACGCUGCAGCGGCUAAACAAGCUCUCCUCGACCUCGUUCCCAUUAAAAUCGAGGUGAACGUGCCAUUCGAUCUUCACCGAUGGAUUAUUGGUCAAAAAGGUCGCGAUGUUCGAGAACUCAUGGAUAAGCACGAUGUGCAUAUCAUCCUGUCUCCUGCCGACGAGAAAUUAGACUACAUCAAGAUUUCCGGGACGCCUUCGUGCGUGGAAAGUGCGAAGGAAGCCAUCCUGGAGCGGUGCAAGGUUUUAGAAGCCGAACGAAAAGACCAAGCUCUGAAGUCGUACGAGUUGAAGAUCGAGGUCAAUCCAGAAUAUCAUCCGAAAAUCAUCGGGCGCAAAGGAGCUGUGGUAACGAAAAUCCGGACCGAUCACGACGUUCAGAUUCACUUCCCCCGGAAGGGAGAUCCUGACGAACAUAUCAUUACGAUCACUGGUUAUGAGAAAAACACUCACGAAGCUCGUGACGAUAUCAUGAAGAUAGUUAAUGAGCUGAAAGAACUAGUGAAAGAGGAGGUGCACAUAGACGCGGCCGUGCAUUCACGAUUGAUCGGGGCCCAAGGAAAGAAUAUACGCAAGGUAAUGGCUGAACAUAACGUCGAGAUUAGGUUCCCUCGCCCGGACAAUCCGGACCCCAACAUAGUGACCAUCAUCGGCACGGAGAAGAACGUUUUCGACGCCAAGGAUCGCCUUCUUAGUUCGGAGGAGGAAUACCUACAAGACAUACAGGACACGGAACUGCGUACCCGCUACCGUUCCGGCCGCGUCAAGGAGAAUCACGGGGGCUCGGGCAGCGAAGCGAGCAUCGUGGUGAAGCAACCUGCUGUUGCUGCUCCCAGGACAGCCCCCAACACCGAGAGCGUCGAGGACUUCCCGACGUUCGUGGGCUACACUCCAGUCCCGACGACCACCCCUGACGGUCCCUGGGGAGUGAAGCGUUAACGUGCCCGCGCCCUGAGAGGCCGCGAGUUUCUAACGAGAUGCGGAAAAAAAAGAAAAGAAACGGGAAAAGAUAUAUAUAUAUAUAUAUAUAUUAUAUAUAUGAAAAAAGAAACGUAUACGUAAGAUGUAAACCUUCCUCUGACAAGCGACGACCUCGAGGGUUCGCUCGGGACGCACUCGAUCUCGUCCGCGUGUCGGGCGGUUCCCUGCUCCAUUACUGACGCUGCUGCUGCAUAUGUUAUCUCGACCCUGGCCACUCUCUCGGACUUCGACACUGGUUUUGCUGCACACAAUGUAACGACGACGCGGAAUGUGUUUAUAUAUAAUUAUGAUACCGUUUAUCGUGUACACCGACGUCCCAUGUAUCUGUAGCUGAAACGCGCCGACCCGGGACCGGCGACGUCGACCACGAAGAGACGCGAGGCCGGGUCCACGACGUGCAAUCCAAGGAUCCCGACGAGCGUCUUUUGAAUGUCGUUCGACCGCGGGAAAUACUUAUUUCAAUCGGGGCGAUUUCGGUGGACUCGAAGGGGCAGGAUAGACCGCGAAAUCUCGAGUCGGGACUCCCGGACCUGGCCUCCGAUCCUUGGUCGUUCCCCUUCCAGGUACAGAUACGUCGUACUUAAGACUGUGGCAUCGUUAGGGGGACAUGUAACGACUCUCGCGCGUUUCCUCGUUUUGCUUGAAGCCCUUCCGUUUCCGAAUCUGGACGCCGUCCUCGAAAGUUGGGCAGCGCGGGCGCGACGAGAAGGGUCCGAAACGGGCGCGUCCAGCUGCGCUCUUUCGCAUCGUUAUAGGGCCGCGAGGGUCCGGCAUAUGAUCCUCUUCUUUAUUUAUUUAUAAUUUUUGUACAUAAAUUGCAUUUUCGUUCCCCUGUCCGCGUUGGACCCUGGCGAGGAAUCACCCAGCAGCGCGCGUGCGCGUGUUUGCUAGAUUUGUUUAAGCAUAUUCAAGCUCGUUUCGGCGUUGCCGUGCGAGGUCGGCAGCGCGGAAUCUAGAUGCGAUUUGAGGCGAGAUGUCCCGAAUGGAAGGACCUCCAGAGAGGUCCUUGGAAGCCUCUCGAGCGGGACGUCCUCGAGACGCGAUAGCGACGAUCUGGGUCCGACUUGGGAUGGUCGUUCUAGCUCGUCCUGGGAUAGUCCUUAAAUGGUCUUUGGAUACCUUAGGACGUCGCAGCAUCUUCUAGAAGGUCCUGGCAAGGUUUUACGGGUCGUCUAGGACUUCAUAGCCUCUGGAAAGAUGCUGAGACUUACUAAGGCUAUCAAAAGAUCUUGCGAAGACUUUGAACUAGCGAUGCGACAAGUUGAAUGUUUCAACUAGGUAAAUUCGAGCCAACGCGAGUAGUUUUGAUUGUAGCUCGAGUUAUCUCUGCGAAUGAAUUGCGGCUACGGGAAUAAGAGCGAAACCGAGGUCCCUACUUGUACAGUGGUGGGCAUGAAUGCCUUCUUUGCAUCUGCAAAUAUCUAUGGCGUCGUGUCAUGAUGGGAAGUCAUUCAUGUCCGCCGUAGACUUAAGGGGGUGUAAAAGUGGUAUCUGAGUAGUCAAUCGUUCAUGAAAACUUUUCUCCGAACUGGGUCUAUCGAAUUGUACGAAACUUUGCAACGUGAACGCGAGGACUGUAAGGAAGGUCCUGACACCCAUGAAAUAUCAUUUUUUAUAAACAAUUUUUAAAAUAAGUAUAUACAAAUUUGUAAGAAAUUGAAACUUCACGGGUGCUAGGACUUUCUCAUCGCCUCCGUGUCCACGUUGUAAAGUUUGAAACCACUUGGUAUACUUAAUUGGGUGAAAAGUUUCAUAAACGAGACCUCUUUGACGCCACUUUCGCAUUCCCUUAACUCGACGAAUGGAGGCGAACGUGGUCCGAAUUUGUCAGCGAAUACUCGACUCGAGUUUGAGAGAGUCGAGGCGAUGAAGUGAUCCGACUAGUGAUUACUUUGAACCUCGGUUUCGGCAACCUCGAUGUUCGCAUCUCCCAGGACGUCUUGAGGCGAUCCCAAGGAACACCCUAGGACCUCUUGAGAUGGACGUAUACGGUCGGUAUACAGUCCGAAAGGAUAUCAAAGGGUGUCGCGAGACGUGUAAUAUCAGUCCCAGCGAUUUAAUUUCGAAUCGAAUAGGACACUGCUGGAUCUUCAGGGGAGACACCUUGUCGACUCGGCGCCGGUCUUGGAGUCGGUGCUGGAUUUAAAGGGCCUCGAGUACGAGGUUUAGCCGGUUCAAUCGAACCCACUUAUUGCGAUCUUCUCGUUACUAAAACGGGGAAAAUGACCCGUCCAGGUCGUCCCUCGGGGUCCUCGAUACCCACAACUUGCCUCUGAUCUUGAUCCAGCACCGAUUAAGGCGUCUCCGGGGUAACAAGAUCAGGGACGAACACACUUGCAUUCGAUACUUUUAUAAUCUGAAAUCAAAAUCGAAGUGCAUGGGUUAGUCGACGACAAUAGUAAAUCAUGUGCCGAUUAGUUCGCGAUCUACUUUAACGUGAGUGCUUGUAAACCUUUCCGUUAGCCCGAGGGUCUUUUAGAUAAGGAAGUUUUAGCUAAAAGUUAGCGGGAAAAGGUAAAUUCUACGUCUUUGCCGGAUAACGAGGAUGAUAUGUCGUUCCGGUGCGAUAGUCCGACGUUAGUUAGUUAUGAGCGCUAGCACGAGAUUCGUUGUUAAGGGACUCGAGGCUGAGUCUCGCGCCAAGUGCACGGCGAUCUACUCUGGCUAUCCGCGUAAUUCCCUACUUACAUAUACGUCACUACCGGCGUCUGCAAUUGUAAAAGUAUCUGCCGAAUACAAGUAUGCCCCUUCCUGAACUGGCUAACGAUCUAAGUGACGGUUAUAAUACCAAUUGCGAUGACGAUUCUCGUCGUAGUCGACGCGCAGAUUGGCGCGCGCCUGACUUUGCACACCGGAUAUCCGUUAUAACGCGGCUUUGCAUUAGAUUAUUACGGGUUACCCGAUCUGCCGAUGUACUUGGGGCAUCGCGAUACUUGCCAAGGUUUGCGGAGAUCUGCGAUUAGACAAAUGUCAGGUCUAUUGGGCGUGAGAGAAAGAGCGAGACUAUCAAAAUUUCACGUUACCUUGGCGGUCCAUGACGGGCGACACCCUUAAGGUGAUGUGAAAGGGUAACUCUAUUGGGUUGAUGCAUAAGUAAUGGCGUUUUUUUACACCUUACCGUUACGUGUUAAAACGCCAUUACUUAUGCAUCAUGAUAUAUAUAUAUCAAAAUGUGAAAAUAUUUAUAAAAUUUAUCUUCAAACUAGGCGCAUUGAAUCAUCUGGACCUACGGCGCGUGUUUGUGAAAGUCCUAAGGAAGGAUGCUGGUGGAAUUUCAUUUUUCGACAAAAAAAAAAUUGUCUUCUCGGUUCUUGUCCGAGAUAGAUACAAAUUUUAUUUUUCGAAAAAUCUAAUUUUGACGAAUAUCGCGAUUUUCCUUAGGGCCUCUAUAAUCUCGUGAUGGAGUUUCAAACGAUUCGGUGCACCCAAUUUGGAGAAGAUUUUUACAAAUACUUUGACUUUUUUGUAUGUAUUAAUGACACUUUCAUAUCACCUUAAGGGGAUGCGAAAGUGGCACUCGAAAGGCCAGUCGUUCAUCAAACUUUUCUACCAACUGGGUGUAUCAAAUCGUUUCAAACUGUACAACGUGAACAUGGGGACUACAAGGGAGAUCCUGACACUCGAGAAAUUUCAUUUUUUAUAAAAAAUGUUAACAAUGUCCAUAAGCAAAUUUUAAAAAAAUUGAAAUUUUAUGGGCGUCAGGACCUUCCUUGUAGCCUCAAUAUACACAUUGUCAAGUUUGAAGCGAUUCGGUGCAUCUUGUUCGGAAUCAUAAAUGAGAUCCUCUUUGAUGCCACUUUCACGUCACCUUAAAGGGUAUUGUCUAUUCGCUCCCGGAACAAUUGGGACGUCCGUACAUCGCACUUUUGUAUUUGCAGAUCUCUGUAGAACGUUUUGUUAGUGCUUUUCCCAUUCGUCGUCUACAUUUUGCCGUUUUGUAGACCCAAGGGAUGUAGAUCGGGCUUCUCGCAGAUGCCUGCUUCGGACUCAAGAGACGCGUUAUAACGGAGUUCUGAUGUAUAUCAUAUGAAUUACCGUUAGGACGGGUGGGUUCUAAUUUAUUCUUCCUUUUUCCUCUCUCUCUCGAUUUUCGUUGAUCGGUAUGUCGACACGUACCGUGCAUGCCUCUCGCCUGCACACAACGCGUACACACUAUUUGCGAGGCCAACUAGUUAAGAGGACAAAAACUAUUCGGUUCAAGUGCCUUGUCUACUUUCUUCGAGACAGCUCAUUUCAAUUGUUGGAGGAAUGUGAAUACUAGAAUUAUGUAUAUGAUAUUGAUAAUAAUAAUAUUAUUAUAACGAUCACGAUUCUACUACCGUGUAUGACGCGAUAAGCAUCGUGAGUACCCGCGCUCCGAUUGCCACCCACGAGGGAGGGUGAGGGGGUACUUCUUUACCGACCAUUGCCGACAUAUUGCAGUUUCUUGGUUCUAGGGUAGAUGUAAUUUGCAGAGAAUCCGUCGAACGGGUUUUUCGACGGGUCGUGCAAAUAUCGACGAGUACGGUUGGAGUGGGCCAUUGUCAAUAGUUGACGGUAAAACGGUACCUCCGUGUCAUCUUAAGGUGAUGUGAACGUGACGUCGAAGUGGUCUCGUUUUUUAUUAAACUUUUCUCCAAAUUGGGCCUACCAUCAUUUCAAACUUGACACUGUGAAUACAGCGGCUGUAUGCAAGGUCCUGAUGCUCAUGAAAUUUUAAUUUUUUUUUUUGUUUAGAGAUAUCAAUAUUUUUUAUAAUAAAUGAAAUUUCACGAGGGUCAGGACCUUCUUCAUAGCCUCCAUGAUCACGUUGGAAAGUUUGAAACGAUUCGGUACACCCAGUUCGCAGGAAAGUUUCAUGAACGAUUGCCCAUCCGGAUGCCACUAUCACAUCCCCUUAAAGGGGUUUGUAGAUUGCGAAAUGUGUUUUACAAGUUAAUCUCAAAAAGAGAACGAAAAUAUGGAGAAAAUGUUGCAAGGCCAUUUUGCUUGGUGUUUGGUGGAGAAUUUAAGAUAAAAGGGACUUUUAAAAUUGUUUUAAAAUGGAGGACUUGUGGAGGCUGAAAAUUUCUAAGUCUUUUUUUUCUACGGGGUGCAUGAUUCCAAGAGAACGGCGAGUCUGGGACAAAUAGUUAAGGUGGUUUUGUAAACUAUGGAAGAUUGUUUAAGAAAAGAUGGCACAAUAUUUUCGAUGAAAAUAGUAAAUAUCGAAAAAAAAAAAAAA
This is a messenger RNA of Orussus abietinus, 9168 nucleotides long. RefSeq names its product vigilin (gene Dp1). The coding region runs from base 213 to 3923 and encodes 1236 amino acids. The transcript is spliced from 22 exons. Gene Ontology annotation, cellular component: nucleus; cytoplasm. Gene Ontology annotation, molecular function: mRNA binding. The record is from RefSeq and is a predicted model, not a curated record. NCBI's taxonomy places the organism in Eukaryota, Metazoa, Arthropoda, Insecta, Hymenoptera, Orussidae.